Molecule: messenger RNA, 5303 nt
Organism: Haliotis rubra (blacklip abalone)
Lineage: Eukaryota; Metazoa; Mollusca; Gastropoda; Lepetellida; Haliotidae
Product: ankyrin repeat domain-containing protein 40-like
Exons: 4
Coding region: 57-806 (249 amino acids)
Molecular function (GO): protein binding
Source: RefSeq, a predicted model, not a curated record
UGCAUUGCUAGCAGACGCGCACUUGCUGAAACGUGUCCAAUUUUUUCGCUAUUAAUAUGGACCCAAUUAAAGAACUCGGAGAAAGAAUGCGUGAAGCAGCAUGUAUCGGUGAUAUCGAAACUAUACAAAAUUUAAUCGAAUCUCAAAGAAUUGAUAUCAACAAUGCCAAUAGCAUGAAUGGUUGGACUGCUCUACAUUGGGGAGCCAAGAGGAAUCACAUAAGUGUUGUGAAGUAUCUGAUGGAUCAUGGUGCCGACCACACUAUCCGAACAAAUGAAGGACAAAUGGCAGAAAAUCUUACAAACAACCAGGACAUUAGACUGUUACUUGGAGCUUCAGGGGAUGUCCCACAAAGUCAGUCUAACCUGCCCAUCACACCCAACUAUCUACAAAACCCACCCUUUCCUCACAGCAAGAGCAGGAGCUUGGAUACAAACCAUACUCUGAUGGCCAGCACUCCAGUUGUUACUAACCAUGCAGGACAGGGAGACAAUGAGCUUGUCCUAAAAGCUCGCUUGGCAAAUUCUGAUGACAGAGAUUUUAUAGAAGUGGAGCUAGACAAGAAUAUGUUGACAUAUGAGGCACUACUGAAUUUGUUGUGCGCUGAGCUUGGUGUAGAAAGGAGACUUGUACACAAGAUUCGCAAGUUGCCAGACACCGUUGUUCGAAAAGAUAAAGAUGUCCGACGUCUUGUUGAUUUCCAAGCCUUGGAACUUGUCCUCACUAACAAGGCUGUAAGAGCAUCAUCCCGAAACUAUGGAUAUUCAGGAAGUCCAGGCAUCAGAUCAGAACAAAUUUUGUAUUAAUUUGUAAAAUUUGUUUUUAAAUCUGUACAAAGAUUUUUAAAGAUGUACAGAAAAAUUGAUCACAAAACCGUUGAGAGCACUUUAGAUGUGUUGAAGGGUUUUUUCAUCAUCAGCCAUUGUCACGGAUGUGGAUCAGUGAUUUUUUCAGUUAUGUACAUUAUUAGUUUUUGCAAUAGGUAUAGUUGUUGUUCCUCUUAUGCAGUCUGAGCUAAACACUUCAUAUUCUACCUGCCUGAACCUAGCUAUUGGUAUUCUUUGUAGAUGUUUUAAAUGUUACUGUAUGAUCUAUUAUUUGUUGAGCUUACUGGACUGAAGAAAUCUUUAAUUCAGUCAGUCUUUGGACUAUGAGGCAAAGUUGCAGACCGAAUAUGGUUCAUGGUGUAGACCAAGAAAGGAACUCUCUGGCUGUUCACAUGGGACAUAUUUGAAUCUGUCGAUAAAAUUCACCCCUGUUGUUACACGGGAAUAGAAAUUUGAUCCAGUCUUGUUCAUACUGCUCACCUAUUUCAAGAUUAUUGAAUUGAUUGAGAUAAGAGCCAUCCCCGCCACAGGUUUAUGUUAAAAUGAUGUUGAUUGAUACAAAAUCAAAAUGCUAAAAUAUUACUGGUAUGGGAUUUCAUAGAAAAGAUCAUUGAAUGUUGCUAAUUUAGAAAGAUCGCGUUAAAAAUAUUAAUUUGUAAAUGUCUUUCAAAUGUACAUUUAUUAACAGGUUUAUUGCUGAUUUUAUACCCUUUUACAAGAUGAGUACUGUUGAAGUGUAUUUUAUGUAUCUUGCUGAUUUUGAAUGUGUUCAAUUCAUGUUUGUUUUGGCAUUUUUGGACAAUGUACGUUUGGGGCAAGAUGAAGGCUGAAAAGACGGGUUUUUUCCUAUACCAAUUUUGUAUUACUUUAUAGCACCUGCAUAGAUGUAGUAAAAAGUGACCAGAAAAUCUUUGAUUGGUCUUGUAUUUUGCCAAGGUUCAAGGUUAAACCUUGUCAUUAAAAUCAGUUCUCUUACUCCUGGUUGAUACACCUCUGUCCAGCAAGAGAGGUAUCAAUUUAAUUAAAAUUUCUGAUGUUGUCUGAUUGCAGAAAAUAGAUCUAAAACUUUAGUAUUUUGUACUUUUAAAGCUUUGUCUGUAUCUACCUUUUAAGCUUUGAUUGUCCACCAGACAAACAAGUGGAAUCACAUAUGGAGGACACAGUUUGAGUUUCAUUUCUGUUGCAACAAUCAAAUACAAACCAAGUUAUAUAAGAAAUGAAAGAAAAGUAAUUUAUAUAUUAUUAUUAUCAUUGGUGUUAUAUACAGAGGGAGACAAAUAAGGGAACACUGAAAGUACAAGUGUUCCUUUAUUCUUUUCCAGAUUUCUUCACAAGCUUAGUAUUGCACUGUGGGUGAAAAUCGGAGAAUAUAUAAAGGUACACUGCGAUGAAGUGGUGUUCCCUUAUUUGUUUCCCUCAGUAUAUAAUGUCUGCACUGAUCAAAAUAAUCAAAUGGCUACUUAAUUUACAGUGUUAGCAUAGCUAUCUAGAAUCCUGUUCGCGUGACUGGUCACACAGUGGUAUCAAUUGAAGAGUAUGUUGGUGCCUAUCUUUUUAGAAAAUAUUCAACAGAAAUAUACACUUGUUACACAGUAUUGUAUGCGCCAUAAUGCCCCAGUUCAGCUGAGAUGUGUUUUAUGUUUUUACGUCAGGCAUAUGUACUGUAUGCCUAAGACAUUUGAAGUCUUGUUAGAUGUGUUGUCAUGCAAAGUAUUUUUCAUUUCGUUCUGUUGUAUAUCUGUGCUAAGUGUGUAUAUGUCUUUCCUCCCACCUCUUAUGCUUCCACAAGCUUUGAUCAAACUCUGUGAUGUGAUCUAGUCUGAUUAUGAGUAAUUUUGUGGGUAUGAUUACACUUAAUGUAAAAACUUGAAAAUACAUAGUAUGGGUCAAGGCAAGACAAUUUUUUGUGUUUGGGUAAUUGGAACCAUGUGUGUUUUCUGAGGCCUCUGGUGGGGGUAGUCAGGUGGCUAUUUUGUUUGAGGAUGUAGGCAGAAUAAUUGUCUAUUUGCCAUGACAGGAUCUGCUGAAUCUGAGAGUCACUUAUUACUCACUCAUAAAGAGGUCACCCAUUUCAUAACAAGACACCUUUUUCAACAGUGUUUGGAAACAUCAUUUGUGGAGGGACUGUUAUAUAACUGAAUACUGUUAAAUAAAUUCUACACUCAAAUGGCUAAUCAGCUGGUCAUUUGAAUGGAAAAUACUGGGUUGCUGUACUCUGCAAAAACAGACAGAUAGCCUUUACCUAGCUGAUAUGCUAUUUUCCACAAAACCGCAUCUCAAAACUGUACUAUCGACAUAGUUUACUUGUAUGUCAAGUCUCUCUGUUUAUACAUUUGCCUGUGAUCUGUUGCAAGAUUGGUGAACACAUUAUAGUGCUGUAAGCAUUAUGGCACUAUCAAGGUUCAGAGUAUCACUAAAAACAUGAUCAUCUCAACAUUGGUCUAUACUGACAGCCUUGAACUUUGUGUUGUUCAUGAGAGUAAAGGCCCAGGAACCAAGAAGUUUGAAAUGUCAAUGCAAUCUCGGCGAGUGAAUCUUUUGUUCAGACAAACGGAACUGAUUGUGUAGACUAAUGGUAAUCACAAAAAUAUUCAUUACAUAUGAACCAUCUGCUAAUUCACAUGAACUCUUACAGCCAACAUGACAUCACACUAUGGUCACCUCAAAUUUCAGAUGUUGUAUUCAUUCACCACUCUUUUACCAUCUUCCUCUUUUUGAUAAUGUGCAGAUGAAUUAAGUUAAAAAUUAAUACUACAAUCAUCCCCGUUUUUAAUGCAGAAGUAUUUCCAAAUGUGACUCACUGUCACAUGUAAGAAACGUUUGGAAAUAUAUGUGUAAUAUAAACAGUAUAUAACUUCCUUUUGUUCAUUAGAUACAUUUGGGUGCACACUUCUAAUAACAACAACAUCAAACAGGGACCUAAUCAGUAAUAUCUAUUCCUUCCCACAUUCAGCUACAUGCUGCUACAAUUGAAAUAUUUGUUAGGCAGCAUUCAACCCAACUUUGUCACUGGUCACAUGUCACAGGGAAUAUAUGUAUAUUUUUAUAAAACUACCACAUAUAGAACAAAGGAAUACCACAAUAAUCCUGUUUUAAGACCACUGUUGUGAUACUGGCAGAGAAUUGUAUCUAAGUCCCAACAUUUGAUUCAUGUUGUAAAUAUAUGAUUCCAGGGUGACAUACUGUGUAGGGUAGGCAGGAUACCGAGAAUACUGUGAGCUCUCACCUGUCAUUGCCUGUUGUCACUGCUAGUCAUGGAUUUGCCUGCACAAAUAACACACAUACUGCAAAUUGGUAUCACUGGUGAAUUCAGAGUUGGGUACUAUUGUAUGUCAGACGCUAACCUGUUAACAUGUAGCAGUCCAUCCGUGUGUUUUUGUUACCUCACAUGACUGAACGUCAAGUGAGCUUAUAUCAUUGUGUGUCUUUCUUUGUCUGGUCAUCUGUUUGUUUUCCAUCUGUGGUUGACCUUCACAUCUCUGGAGGGCUUAUGGUACAGAUACUUUGGAAUGAUUAGAGCAAGGUGCCUGUUGAAUGUGCUCAGAGAUUUCAGGUCUGGAUUUUCUGUUCAUGAGUCAGAUGAACUACAGAGCCUAUGGCUCAAGUUUCCACAUCUUGAUUUGGGAAGGAUGUGGCACUUUUUGAAAAUCCUGGAUUUGGCUUUUGAUAUUAAUAUUGUUUGAUUAAAAUGCCUUUUUGGCUUAUAAUGCAAAAUUUCCAGUGUCGUCAAUAUUGAAGUCAGUUUGUGGAGACAUUAGUUCUCGUCCAAGCCGUUUCUUUUAAUGUCUUGUUCAGUGUAAGAUGAUGCUUCUCUUUUUCCAGUACUUCAAAGGAAAUGAUGAAAACUGCUGUGGCAGUAUAACAGUGUCUUCUUUCUCUUCACCGCCAACUUUGUGUUUUUGUCAGGCCUUUGUUUUAGUAUUUCAUACAAAUAGUUAUUGUCCUAAGCACCAUUAUACUUUGUCAUUUAUCUGGUUUUGCAAAAUGUUAUGCUUCUAUUGAUAUUAUUCUCUUUACUCAGUUGUACCAGCCUUUGCCUUUUCUCCAAACCACCCAGGCUGUAUGACCGAUAUUUUCCCACCAUUUCCUUUUACUUUAUACAAUUUUAACUUUUUAGCUUGCAAAAUAAAUCACAUUUUUCAUAUUACAAAUAUAUCUGUAGGUAUUUUUCAUGAUAAAAGAUGUGUGGAUUUCUCAUUCCACUUUCACUUUGAUAUAAAGAAACAAAUCAAAUUACCCCUCAUAAUUUUCCUGUAUAAAUAAACAUGAUUAUGUAUUGAUAAUCAGUCAUCAAGUUUGGUUGAUUUUGAAAGUUCAGUAAUCGCUAUCAUUCAAGGGAGUCAGGUGAGCUACAGUGCCUUGAUGUUGUUUUGAAACACUUUUAGCUCAUUCCAUUCAGAGUCAAAUGUGAUGCCUCCCUGCGUGAUGUUCUGACAAUCUGUCCAUAGAACCUGCUGUCAGGUGGGUCGAGCAAAA